This is a messenger RNA of Elephantulus edwardii (Cape elephant shrew), 705 nucleotides long. It is a transcript of the gene TSPAN17, whose product is annotated as tetraspanin 17. Bases 112 to 705 code for a protein of 197 amino acids. The transcript is spliced from 7 exons. Gene Ontology annotation, biological process: protein localization to plasma membrane; protein maturation; regulation of vascular endothelial growth factor signaling pathway. Gene Ontology annotation, cellular component: membrane. The record is from RefSeq and is a predicted model, not a curated record. NCBI's taxonomy places the organism in Eukaryota, Metazoa, Chordata, Mammalia, Macroscelidea, Macroscelididae.
UUCCUGUUUGGCUUCAACAUUGUCUUCUGGGGUGUGCUCUCCAACAUCUCAGCGCUGACAGAUCUUGGGGGCUUGGACCCCGUGUGGCUGUUUGUGGUGGUUGGAGGCGUCAUGUCGGUGCUGGGCUUUGCUGGCUGCAUUGGAGCCCUUCGAGAGAACACCUUCCUGCUCAAGUUUUUUUCUGUGUUCCUCGGCCUCAUCUUUUUUCUGGAGCUGGCGACGGGAAUCCUGGCCUUCGUUUUCAAAGACUGGAUUCGCGACCAGCUCAACCUCUUCAUCAACAACAACGUCAAGGCCUACCGGGACGACAUCGACCUCCAGAACCUCAUUGACUUUGCUCAGGAAUACUGGUCUUGCUGUGGAGCCCGAGGGCCCAACGACUGGAACCUCAAUAUCUAUUACAACUGCACUGACUUGAACCCCAGCCGGGAGCGCUGCGGGGUGCCCUUCUCCUGCUGCGUGAGAGACCCUGCAGAGGAUGUUCUCAACACCCAGUGUGGCUAUGACGUCCGACUCAAACUGGAACUGGAGCAGCAGGGCUCUAUCUACACCAAAGGCUGCGUGGGCCAGUUUGAGAAGUGGCUGCAGGACAACCUGAUUGUGGUGGCCGGGGUCUUUGUGGGAAUCGCCCUUCUCCAGAUCUUUGGCAUCUGCUUGGCCCAGAACCUUGUGAGUGACAUCAAGGCAGUGAAGGCCAACUGGUGA